GCUUUUUUAUGUUAUUUUAAAACAUUUCGAAUAAAAAGCCUUGUUAUUAACCGGUGUGUCGUUAUUUUUUAUUACAUGUAUUUAGCUUGUGUAGCAAAGACGGGGUUAAAACAAUUUAGUCGCCAGCUGUUGGUGUGUUUCAUAGCCAGUCGUCGUCACACUUUGCACUGUCUGAGCGGCAUUUAAUACUAGACAGUUGGCAUCGAAAUGGCAUCAUUAGCGGCGGGGCUUGAGCCAGGUUUAACACCAGGAACGGGACCUCUGGCUGAUGCUUUAGUCCCCGCCAGUAUAUUCGCUCCAGACCGGGGAGGAUGCGGGGAAGAGGACGGCGACGAGAUCGACGAAGACGGGGAGCUGACCAACGGCGAGCCCGAGGAUCGGAGGAUCGACUGCAGCAGCAAGUCAGCGCUUGUAAGCCCAAAUGGGGAGCAGUAUGACUCAUUACUCCGACAGCUUCGGGAUAGGAUGGAGGAGGGCUGUGGGGAGACAAUCUAUGUGGUUGGAAUGGGCUCUGAUGGUGGUGACUGGGGUCUGGAUGAAAAAGAUAUGGAGGCCUCGGUAGCAACAGUCCACUCUCUGUGUGAGCAGCUGGAUUCUGACCUGAUCCCCCUUAGAGAGCGCACUGAGGCUGCUGGAAUGGUGCGUGACUAUCUGAUUCGGAGGCGUGUGGGUGAGCUGGACUUCCUGGAGGUCAGAGUUGCAGUGGUGGGGAAUGUGGACGCCGGUAAGAGCACUCUGCUGGGAGUGUUGACACAUGGUGAGCUGGACAACGGCAGGGGUUUUGCCCGGCAGAAGCUUUUCAGGCACAAACAUGAGAUGGAGAGUGGCAGGACCAGCAGCGUGGGCAAUGACAUCCUGGGGUUUGACCAGGAGGGUCAGGUUGUGAACAAACCUGACAGCCAUGGAGGAAGCCUGGACUGGACCAAAAUCUGUGAGAAGUCCUCCAAAGUCAUUACCUUCAUCGACUUGGCCGGUCAUGAGAAGUACCUGAAGACCACCGUGUUUGGGAUGACUGGACACCUUCCAGACUUCUGCAUGCUGAUGGUGGGCAGUAAUGCUGGUAUUGUAGGAAUGACCAAAGAACACCUUGGCUUAGCUUUAGCGCUAAACGUGCCGGUCUUUGUAGUGGUUACUAAAAUAGACAUGUGUCCAGCCAACAUCUUACAAGAGACCUUGAAGUUACUCCAAAGGUUAUUGAAGUCUCCUGGCUGCAGGAAGAUUCCGGUCCUGGUACAGAGCAAAGAUGAUGUGAUAGUCGCAGCCUCAAACUUCAGUUCAGAGAGGAUGUGCCCCAUCUUUCAGAUUUCCAAUGUAACUGGAGAGAACAUGGACCUGCUUAAGAUGUUUCUCAACCUACUCUCCUCCAGAACAUCGUACAGAGACGAUCAGCCUGCCGAAUUUCAGAUAGAUGAUACCUAUUCUGUACCGGGAGUGGGAACUGUAGUAUCAGGAACUACCUUACGCGGGCUCAUACGUCUGAACGAUACUAUGCUACUGGGUCCGGAUCCUCUUGGAACCUUCAUUCCUAUUGCUGUUAAAUCAAUCCACCGCAAACGAAUGCCAGUUAAGGAGGUUAGAGGUGGACAGACUGCCUCGUUUGCUUUGAAAAAGAUCAAACGGUCGACUAUAAGGAAAGGAAUGGUGAUGGUGUCGCCGAAGUUAAACCCUCAGGCAACUUGGGAGUUUGAGGCUGAAAUUCUGGUUCUGCAUCAUCCGACUACGAUAUCCCCCAGAUACCAGGCGAUGGUCCAUUGUGGGAGUAUACGACAGACAGCCACCAUCUUGUCCAUGAACAGAGACUGCUUAAGGACAGGGGACAAGGCUUCAGUCCACUUCCGCUUCAUCAAAACGCCAGAGUAUCUCCACUGUGACCAGAGACUGGUGUUCAGAGAGGGCCGCACCAAGGCUGUGGGAACAAUCACUAAGCUGUUGCACUCUACUAAUAACAUGCCAUCUAACUCCAAACCUCCACAAAUUAAAAUGCAGUCCACAAAGAAGGUGCCUCUUAGGAAAGAGGAUGGCACCAUGGCAACUGGCGACGAUGCAGCAACGAUAGCACAGCCGGCUGGCUCCAGCACGUCACAGCCGGGGGAGGGAGAUGAUGACCCUCAAUUAAAAGAGGGUAACAAAGAGAACAAGCCAAAGUCUGGAGGAGGUGGAAGGAGAAGGGGUGGCCAGAGGCACAAAGGAAAAGGCCAAAAUAGCAGCGCCAACUCAAUGACAGCACCCUCCUCCACAGCAACAGGAAACUGCUGAAUUGUUGGAAUUUUUUUCUUUUUUACAUCUCCAUCUUUAAGUUCACAAAGUGUCAUUCCACAACUUUGACAGAUGUUUGAAUCGAGAUUUAAAAAUCCUGCCUGUUCAUACCAAGUUCAUCUUUGUUCUGAAACAAAUGUUAUGCAUUUCAAUGUCAGCUGCCUUUACAAAUUGAAAAAAAGUAAUGAGGUGUUAGAGGUCAGUCUCAGUCAGGAUGAGGUUCCCCCCCCCUUACCUUAGUGGAACCGGCCUUUUGGCUGGAGACAGCAGAAGGGCCGUGCUUCUGCAAGUGCAGCUAUAUUCACUUCCUCCUGCAUCGACUGUGUAUUAAUGACAAAGUAAGUUGGACUAUUUAUACUACAAAUGUAAAUUAGGUGUAAAAAAUUCAAAUUUGAGUUUGUAAAAAUUGUAUGCAAAUUUAAAAAAACUGAAUGUAGCAAAGGGGGAAAAUGAUUGAAACAAGUUUAAGCUAUACAAAAUAAGCUGUGGCAUUAUUUUAACCCUAGUUAUUUAUUUGGCACAACAGCAGUACAUUUACUCUUAGAUGGUUGGACUAUAUUUAAUCUCACUUGCACUCUUAGAUUCAGUAGUAUUUGUCAUGCUUUAACUGGUGGCUACCUUAUACUAGCAUUAAUAAAAUAACAGCACAGUAAAGCAGUUGCUAAUGAUUCCAAUGCUUUUCCUGUUAAUCUAGUACUCCUGUGUGGUAUGGCCUGUUGCCGUUUGUGACAAUUUCAGACAUUUUUCUGCAAAAAGAACAAUAAAAAUGAAAAAA
Messenger RNA from Cyprinodon tularosa, 3031 nucleotides. It is a transcript of the gene gtpbp1, whose product is annotated as GTP binding protein 1. The transcript has 14 exons. The record is from RefSeq and is a predicted model, not a curated record. The coding region runs from base 208 to 2256 and encodes 682 amino acids. NCBI's taxonomy places the organism in Eukaryota, Metazoa, Chordata, Actinopteri, Cyprinodontiformes, Cyprinodontidae. Gene Ontology annotation, molecular function: translation elongation factor activity; GTP binding; GTPase activity. Gene Ontology annotation, biological process: translational elongation.